AUGGCAUUGCCCUCGAAGAUCCUGAUUGUUGGAGGUGGUAUCUUCGGACUAUCUACCGCCAUAUCUCUGAGCAAACGCCAUCCAAACGCUCAAAUCACACUCAUCGAAUCCGCACCCACAAUUCCAAACCCGCAUGGCUCCUCCGUAGAUAAAAGCCGUAUUGUGCGCGCAGACUACGCAAACAGCGCAUACUCUAAGCUCGGAGCAGCCGCAAUCCAGAAGUGGCGCAAUACACCCUGGGGUGAAGAGGGUCGUUACACGCAGAAUGGUCUGUUACUGGUAUACCCCGGUGACAGCGCCAGCGCAAAGGAGUACGCGCGGAAGAGUUAUGCGAAUGUACGAGAGAUCGAGGGUGACAACGUUGUCUUCUUACCAACCAAGAAGGAUGUUCUGAGUGUUGUACCACCGUACGGAGAGACAUUAGAUGUUGCAGGUGGGUAUGUGAACUGGGGAUCUGGGUGGUCUGAUGCAGGUGCGAGUGUUGCAUUUGCGAAGAAGCUACUCGAUGAAGAAGGGAAGGUAGUUUUCCGUCAUGCCGAUGUGAAACGUGUACUCUUUGAAGAAUCCAAGGACAAGGGUUCAGAGAAUAAGAAGCCUCGUGCUAUUGGUGUUGAGUUGGAGGAUGGCUCGAAUGUCUUGGCUGAUUUGGUUGUCCUCGCGACGGGUGCAUGGUCAUCUCGUCUUGUGGAUCUACGUGGAAAGGCUGUUGCGACAGGUCAAGCUAUCGCUUAUAUCAAGAUUAGCGAUGCUGAGCAGCGCGAGCUGGAGAACUUGCCUACUAUCUUGAACUUCGCGACGGGUAUCUUUAUUAUCCCGCCACGGGAUAACUUGCUUAAGAUUGCGCGUCAUGCGUACGGAUAUCGGAAUCCUGUUACGGUGCCGGUUCCUGGGACUGUGCAGUCUGGUAAGACCAUGCAGGUUAGUCUGCCUGAGAAUGGAGUGCCGGUGCCGUUGGAAGGCCAGGAGGCGUUCCGGGUUGCGUUGAGACAACUUCUACCGCGGUUUGUGGAUCGGCCGUUUGCUGAUACGAGGAUUUGUUGGUAUACUGACACUCCGGAUGGUGAUUUUAUUGUCUCAUACCAUCCUGCCUAUGAGGGUCUUUUCCUUGCGACAGGUGGCAGUGGACAUGCUUACAAGUUCUUCCCCGUUAUUGGAGACAAGGUUGUGGAUGCACUGGAAGGAAAAUUGGAGCCCGAAUUGCGCAAGCUUUGGGAAUGGACAACCAUGACGCCUACUUCGGAGACCGAGGACCUAUUUGAUGGUGAUGGAAGCCGGUCAGGCGCGCGGGAUUCAAUUUUGAAGGAUGAACUAGCCAAGAGCAGGAAAGCUACCAGGGGUAGUGUUUUAUAG
Molecule: messenger RNA, 1350 nt
Organism: Penicillium malachiteum
Lineage: Eukaryota; Fungi; Ascomycota; Eurotiomycetes; Eurotiales; Aspergillaceae
Product: NAD(P)/FAD-dependent oxidoreductase
Exons: 3
Coding region: 1-1350 (449 amino acids)
Molecular function (GO): L-pipecolate oxidase activity; sarcosine oxidase activity; proline dehydrogenase activity
Source: RefSeq, a predicted model, not a curated record